AUAUUUCCCUCUUGAUACUUUUUCUCCACUCUUAGGUCAAAUUUCCGCGUUAUCUUUUGAUUUCAUUCUAUACUAUUGAAUUUCUUUUACUCCACAGCAAAAUAAUACUUUCACUUUCAUUUGUUCAAGCAGACUGAGAUGAACAACGUGAAAUACGAAGCGGAACACAUUGUGAACUCACGUGGGGUGAAGCUUUUCACGUGCCGAUGGGCACCUGCAAAUGUUGAUCCAAAAGCUUUGAUUUUCUUGUGCCAUGGAUAUGGCAUGGAGUGCAGCAUCUCAAUGAGAGGUUGUGCUACUAGGCUUGUUGAGGCCGGGUACGAAGUCCAUGGCAUCGACUGUGAAGGCCACGGAAAGUCGUCUGGGCUGCAGGGAUUGGUUACCAAUUUCGAUGAUCUUGUUGAUGAUUUAUCCGAAUAUUUCACUAAUAUUUCUGAAAGGAAAGAAAAUAGGGGGAAAAUGAGGAUUCUAUUGGGCGAGUCCAUGGGUGGGGCAAUGGUUUUAAGACUUCACUUAAAGAAGCCCGAUUACUGGGACGGCGGGAUACUCGUUGCACCUAUGUGUAAGAAAAGGGAAAAUAGUGGUUUGGAGAGUUCGGUUCAGAAUCAAGACUCAACGAUCACUGAGUUGAGCUUAGGUGAACCUGACUCUAGAGAAUCAGACACAUUGCCUGGUCCCGCCUCAGGGAAAGUAGAGGGGGUAAGAAUUUGGACCAAUGAAGGAACCGAGCCUAGUAAGGAGGGUUUGGGUGGAGCCUGGCCAAGCGAGGGUGUCGAUUCCAUGGGAGUUGGGUACGACGCAAGGGAAGAGGGGUUGGAUGGGCUAGCGGGAGGUGGGGACGGAAAAGAAGAAGAAGAAAAUUUUGCAUCCGAUAAAACCCAAAAGAGCAAGGUUCGACAUGAUAGGCUUGUUAGAGGGCUUGCCGAAGGAGAAUUUGCCUAUGAGGGUUCGAGAGGAAGGAUUUUGUCGGUCCGAGGCCGACAGAUUAUGUUGAAGAGGAGGCAUGGCCAGAUUGAAAGGGUCGGGCUAGGUUCAGGCCGGUAUGGGGGGGACCGGACUGAGAUUGAACGAGGCAGGGUUGGGUUUGGGCCGGACUGGGGGAUUUGGGUUUCGUUCGGGCUGGGCAGAGUGGGGUGGGCAUUAGAUGAAUUGGAGAGGGUUGAAGUGUGGACGGGCUUGGUAGAGAGGCUGUUGUCUGGUGGAAAUUUGUGCCGCCGGCUGGUUGAGGAGAUUGCUGAUGACAUUAGACCAAACCCAUUGGUGAUCAAAAUUUUGAUUGCUUUGUCUCGGGUUAUCCCAACCUGGAAACUUACCCCAACUCCAGACAUAAUUGAAAAAGCAAUUAGAGACCCACAAGUUGUCAAGGAGGUUAGAUCCAAUCCAUACACAUACAAAGGCCUGCCCCGUCUGCAAACAGCCCACCAAUUAUUUAAAGUCAGCAUGGAUUUGGAAACAAGACUUCAUGAGGUCUCCUUGCCCUUCAUUGUCCUUCAUGGAGAGGACGAUAAAGUCACCGACCCGUCUGUGAGCAGAGUUCUUUACGAGUCUGCUCGUUCAUCGGACAAGACGUUCAAGUCUGCCGCCAGAAAUGCCCAACUCGAAGAGCAGAAGAAGUUUGCUAAUGACCAAAAUUCUCUCAAAAUCGGCUCCAAGUGA
Molecule: messenger RNA, 1656 nt
Organism: Striga asiatica
Lineage: Eukaryota; Viridiplantae; Streptophyta; Magnoliopsida; Lamiales; Orobanchaceae
Source: the annotation of a GenBank genome assembly